AUGAGUCUCGGUAAACCAGUUAUCAAGUUAACUCUAAUGGAGGAUGAGAUGAGGGAUUUCGCUAUCUCAGAAGCACAAAAAGCUCUCGAUACAUCAAACUCUGAGAAGUUAGUUGCCUCAUACAUGAAAUCAACUUUUGAAAAGAAAUACAAAUCAGUAUGGCACUGUAUCGUAGGAAGAAACUUUGGAGCUUAUGUAACUCAUGAGGUCGGCAGAUACAUCUAUUUCUAUAUCGGUCAAAAGGGCUUCCUCAUCUGGUCAACUUAUUAUCAUUUAAUCUAACGCGUUUCAUCAUUUCAUUUUAUAUUUUCAUAUCUCUGA
This is a messenger RNA of Stylonychia lemnae, 321 nucleotides long. The record is from the annotation of a GenBank genome assembly. NCBI's taxonomy places the organism in Eukaryota, Ciliophora, Spirotrichea, Sporadotrichida, Oxytrichidae.